Molecule: messenger RNA, 3561 nt
Organism: Thalassophryne amazonica
Lineage: Eukaryota; Metazoa; Chordata; Actinopteri; Batrachoidiformes; Batrachoididae
Gene: map3k19
Product: mitogen-activated protein kinase kinase kinase 19
Exons: 11
Coding region: 125-3511 (1128 amino acids)
Biological process (GO): protein phosphorylation
Molecular function (GO): ATP binding; protein kinase activity
Source: RefSeq, a predicted model, not a curated record
CAGAGAGAAAGGUGGAGAAUCCAAACAAACAAAGGAUCUCUGUAACUUGGUUCUAAUGUGAAGGCACAGUGGACUAACAGGCUCAGAGACAGAUGAGACAGCCCCCUUCUUUUGCCAAAACACCAUGGAAAUGCUGACACACAUCAGACGAGCCUACCAGGAUCCAGGGAAAGGAAGCAGAGUAGGUUUGUCUCUGCCAAAACUGAGUGAGAACAGUAGAUGCUGGGGCAGUCUGGAUCCUGCAUCCUCACCUGAUCUGCUGAGUACCAGGAGUACAUGUCGACCUGUACCUCUUAGACAAAGGACUAACAGGCAGAGAUCAAAAACUGUGGUUCCUCAAUCCUCAUCCUGUUCAAGAUUCUUCGCUGCAGCUCAGCUCAGCCACUCAGCUCCAAACAUCAUGGAACCUCUUCUGCACAACCAGACCCGACUGUUUUCUCAUGAAACUACUCUUGAGAGAAAGGGCUUCUUGCCAGCUUUGCAUCCCAGCGUCCCUCCACAUACACCCAAACGUUUGGCACCACUGGAAAAUGGAUCCAGACACAGCGUGGCUCUACCGUUUUUUAAGCACCACAUUCCCCUACAGCCCAUCAAUCGUAGCUCUCUUUCUCCCAAAACCCGGCUAAGGAGAGAGAGGUCGACUUGCAGUAGCCCACGCUUUGGUCCUGUCAGCAUUAAACAUGGCAGUGAGGAAAGUGGCUCCAGCAGCAGCAGCACCCAGAGUUCCAUUGAUCUCGAGGAUGAGACCAAGGAAGAUGAGAGGGAUGUGGACAAAAAAAGUUUGGAACUCAGCCUUUGGAAGCCCAGUGAAGAUGGAUUAUUGAAGCAGUUGAAAGAUGGCCUCUCCACUGAGGCUCACACUGACUACCAGCUUGCAAAGACACAGCAGAAUAUCAAUGUUUUCACUCAUAAAAGACUCAGCUGCCCGUUUCGGCAUAUUCAGUGUGGCGCGCCGAUUACUCAUUCAGACUCAAGAGAGACAAGUGACAUCAACUUUGAACAAAAUCAGGACACUGUACAUGCCAUUAAAGACACAGUGAAUAAUGAUAUAUCUAUUGCUUCAGAUUUUAAGGAGAAAAAGAUCAAUACAGUGUGCACUAAUGAGACAGAUGGAAAUACCUUUACUGUGAAUCCUGAGCAGCAUGUUGCUGAAGAAAACCAUAUAAGUGAUCUGUAUAAUGUGGAAGAGGAAAAGAGAGCAGGAACAAACUCCUCUGACCACAAAAUGACUUCAAUCUAUAAACUGCAUGUCGACCAACUAGUCACUGACUGUGUAGAUGGUGGCCAACUAAAUAUAAUCAAUGAGGAAAAUCAUAUAGCUCCAGCUGUGAACUUCACCCUGAGAGGUGUAGCCGCUCAUAGAGACAAGAGGAUCCUUAAACCUAGCAAACGUGUCCCUAACAAAGUCAUAAUAAACAGUGUAAAUGUAAUAAAAACAAACAUUCAAAGUAACAAGUCUUUCAACAUAUCGGCACACAAAGAAAAAAAUCACAAGUGCAAAAACAAUCUGAGGACAUCCUCGGUUUCCACACAAGUCAGCACUAAGCCCAAGAAAAGCCCUGAGCCAAAAGUCAGUGGAGAUGCCGGUUCCCAUGACACCCCAUCACCAAAAACAAAGGUUACAGAGGUCCAUCAUCCACACAGUAAAAAUGCAAACUGUGAUAAACUCAUCAAAAGUGCCAAAGAGCAACCAGCAGUGACGGAAAUGAAGAGUGUCCAGCAGCUGGACUUCAUCACCUACAAAGACAUGUUUCAGGAGAUCCAGAGUCCAGAUGAACGACCAGCUAUCUAUGAGAUCUUUGUUGGCCCUGUUUAUGAAAACCUCAGAGUUUUUGAUUCCUGUGACAAAUUCAGAGGCAGACACGUGAAUUCUGCUCCAAUCAAGAACACAAAAGUCAAACACGUGCCUGUGAAGCAACCGGAGAAAAGUAAAAGGAGAAGUCCAGUUGAGACCACGGUAGCAUCAUCCAAAAGUAAACCAAAACUUGUGUCAUCCAACAUGAAAUCUCGCCUCACACCAGUACCAAGGAAGAGUAAAAACAAAACGGAUACACCUAAUCUGGACUGGAACAGAGAGGAGGAAUUUCUUCUCAGCCAGGACCGUGAAAUUUAUCUCAACAAUCCUCAAGAAGGAAAUCAUAUGUUAUCUAUUAUAGAUGAGGCACCACUGAGAUACGAGUCUGAAACACUGAAACCUGGUAAUCAGACUAUUGUUGUGACUGCAAGGCAGUGUCAUGCUGUGAAUUCUGUUGGCACAAAAACUCAAACAGGAACCCAAAACCAGUUGGUUCAUGAAGGUGCAGCUUGUGACAGCCCACAACAACGCAAGAUCAACACUUGGACCUCAGUUAGCAGCAGCGAUGACACCAUGUCUCCAGUGUACCAAAGGUUUCUGGACGAGGUGGGGGAUGGGCCGCUUACAGAUGACUUGCUCCAGUGCCUGGCUGAGGAGCUGAUUUCAUUGGAUGAGCGAGAUGUAUCUACUGGUCCAAGAUCUGACAACCUGGAAAUGAACCAAAAGGAGCCCAGCAGAGAAGAUGGGCCUCUGUUGGACAAAAAUACAAUUGCUAAGGUUAAUUUAACAAACAAUCCUACAAUCCAUGGCUGUGGGUCAUCAAUGGAUGAAGCGAUUGCAUGGACAAAGGGGGAGGUACUUGGCAGAGGAGCCUAUGGGACAGUUUACUGUGGUCUGACCAACCAGGGUCAGCUGAUUGCUGUGAAGCAGGUGAAUCUGGAUAAUUCUAAUCGUGAGGCCGCAGAAAGAGAGUACAACUGUUUGCAGGAGGAGGUGGAGCUACUUAAAACCCUGACACACACCAACAUUGUAAGCUUCCUGGGGACAUCACUUUAUCAACAUGUGGUUUCUAUUUUCAUGGAGUACAUCCCAGGAGGCUCCAUCGCAAGUGUACUACACAGAUUUGGUCCUCUGCCAGAGCGCAUCCUAGUUCUAUACACUCACCAAAUCGUAGAAGGAGUUGCGUACCUUCAUCAGAACAGGGUGGUUCACCGUGAUUUGAAGGGAAACAAUGUCAUGUUGAUGCCCACUGGUGUUAUCAAGCUCAUAGACUUUGGCUGCGCACGACGUCUCAGCUACCUUAGCCACACUGACAGCAACAGUGGAGACCUGCUCAAGUCUGUCCACGGCACACCUUACUGGAUAGCACCAGAGGUUAUCAAUGACACGGGGUAUGGCAGGAAGUCCGAUAUAUGGAGUGUGGGCUGUACUGUGUUUGAAAUGGCAACAGGAAAACCACCACUAGCACACAUGAACAAAAUGGCUGCCUUGUUCUACAUCGGGGCAGGAAGGGGGUCAAUGCCCUCCUUGCCAGAUAAGUUCUCAUAUAAGGCCAAAGAUUUUGUGAGAAAUUGCUUGACAAGUGACCAGAGACUGCGGCCAUCUGCAGACCAGCUGUUGAAGCAUUCAUUUAUCUUCGGACACAAAGCUGGAGGGAGCGCUUGGGAAACACAGAUAAAACAGUGCUGUGAUCAUCCAGAGGGACUGUGUGUUUAAACAAGGAAUUCCACUAAAUGUUUCUGAAUACACAGGACAGCUAAUGACUU